AUGCCAACUCUCUGGGGUAAUCCAAGGGAUAGCGAUCAAAGCGACAGGAGAUCCGAAGAUGGCGGCUCAACUAACGAGAGAACGCGCCUGUUGGGGAACCACCGCGAGGCCACACCGGCCCUAUUAACUCCCGAUGAUCCUGCCGUGUCGCCCUAUAAUCUCUGGACGGUUCGCAUGUUCAGACACAUAACCGUCAUUCUAACCCUCAUUACGGCGGUUUGGUGGAUCAUAUUGUUGAUCUCGACCUUUAUCACACCUCCCGGAUUCCACAUGCGAGGAUCUGGAUUCUUCGCUUUUAGCAAUACGACCGUCGCUCUGUUGGUUUUGAUACUCGACUUGGCCUUUUUUCGCACGCCCUCCCAGUCGGCGCGGAUCUUGUGCGCUUGUAUGGCGCUUGCGUUACUCGUUAAUACGAUCCUCACGUUGGCCGUGCAGAUGGUAAGAUAUGAGGAGGGAUGGGUCGGCGUCACCAGCAUUUCGUGGGUCCUCCUCAUAAGCCUAUGGGUGCUAGCGGCAGACCGAACGGUAGAAUGGGGCAAGGCCGAAGAGGAGGAGCGGCUCACUGGACGGCCAGAAACCAGACGAUCCCUCGGCGAGUGGUCCAAAGUGCUCACAUCGACCGUCGGUCUCUUCGCGUUGUGCCUCGCCGUCAUUUUGAUGACAUUGACCCUGAUCCUGCGAUCUCUGGACGCUGGGGUCGCACCGCCGGGGAACCUGUACUGGGUAGACGGCGGACAUUACAGGAUGCACGUGUACUGCUCACCCAACGUCCCAGAUUCGCCGGGGCGCGACCGGCAGCUGCCGACGGUUCUUUUCGAGGGCGGUGAGUACGCCGUGGAGCAUGGGCUCGCCGACCUGGCCCACAACGCGGUGCGCAACGGGUCCAUCUCUAGAUACUGCUACGUCGAUCGGCCGGGCUACGCGUGGAGCGAUACGGCGCCCUCUCCUCUCUCGGCGGGGAUGGAAGCCGUCAUCAUGAGCGAGGCUCUUGCGCAGGCCGGGGAGAGAGGACCUUGGGUCGUCGCCAGCGCUGGCGUGGGAUCGUACUACUCGCGGAUAUUCGCGUCUCAGCACGGCGCCGAGGUUAAAGGCCUGCUCCUCAUCGACCCUUUGCACGACGUUGAUCUCGACAGGCUGGGGUCGCCCAAACGCGGCAUCUUGCUGUGGCUUUGGGGUAUCAUUUCGCCUUUAGGCCUGGAUACACUGCCCGGGGCCAUCUUUAGGGGUAGGAAGAGCGCGGACCGCAUCUGGGGCGUCUCGUCCAAGCACAACCCUAGGCACAUCUUCGCGCGGCUGCAGGAAAGCUUGGUGGCUAGCUCGUUAACGAAACGCGAGGUGCUCAGCAGUCGAAAUAUCAUGAAGAAUGACACGGCGCUGACGGUGAUCACUUCUGGGUUGGAGGUGAGGCGCCAUGUGGCGUGGGAGGGGAAGCAGCGGGACCUUACAAAGUUGACCUCGAACCUGAAGCACUGGGACGUUGUUGAUGAUGCGCCGCAUGAGGUAUGGAGGACAUUUGAGGGGAGAGAGAUGAUUGAAAAGCGGCUUAGCAGCCUAGUCCGCGGGCGUUAG
This is a messenger RNA of Scedosporium apiospermum, 1569 nucleotides long. RefSeq lists its product as uncharacterized. The coding region runs from base 1 to 1569 and encodes 522 amino acids. The record is from RefSeq and is a predicted model, not a curated record. NCBI's taxonomy places the organism in Eukaryota, Fungi, Ascomycota, Sordariomycetes, Microascales, Microascaceae. The transcript is spliced from 3 exons.